GGGCCCGGCCAUGUGAUGCCGGGGCCGGGAGGUGGGCAGGCGGGGAUCCAGUGGCAGCCGGCAGGCGCGGCGGGAGCGGGGGCGGCCCGAGCUGCGGGCGCAGCCAGCCGGCUCCGGGAGCGCGCCCGCGGCUCCGCCCCCUCCGCGUUGGCCCCAGCCUCGCGGCCGCCGGGCGUUGGCAGCUUAGGGGAGAGCCUUCCCGGCUCCGGGCGGCGGCGGCGGCGGCGGGGGGCCGGGGCGCGUUCCGGACGCCCUCGGGCAGGGCGCGGGGUGCAGCGCCUCGCCGGGGUUCCGGAGGCUGUGGGGGCCCUAGCUCCAGAUGCAGAAGCCAUGGAGUUGAGCUGCAGUGAAGUACCUCUUUAUGGGCAGAUGACCAUCUAUGCAAAGUUUGGCAAAAAUGUUUAUCUUCCUAAAGAUGCCGAAUUUUACUUUAUUUACAAUGGAUCUCAUCAGAGACACAUCGUGAUUGCUGAACGCGCUGAGGAUAAUAUUCUCCAAUCCAGCAUUCCAGGCCAUGGACUUCAGGAGACGGUGACGGUAUCUGUGUGCCUCUGCUCAGAAGGUUACUCCCCAGUGACCAUGGCCUCCGGCUCAGUGACCUACGUGGACAACAUGGCUUGCCGGCUGGCUCGUUUGCUGGUCACUCAAGCUGAUCGCCUCACCACUGAUAGUCAUCAGACCUUGCUGACUCCAUUUGCCCUGACGGUGGGAGCCCUGCCUGCGUUGGACGAGGAGCUCGUGCUGGCUCUGACCCAUCUGGAGUUGCCUCUUGAGUGGACUGUCUUGGGAAAUUCUUCACUUGAAGUUUCUUUAUGCAGAGAGUCUCUUCUACACCUGGCUAUGAGAUGGGGCUUACCUAAGCUCUCUCAUUUCCUGUUGUGCCUCCCUGGGGGAGUUCAGGCUUUGUCUUUACCCAACAAAGAAGGUGCCACACCAUUAGAAUUAGCUUUACGAGCCGGUCACUCCAAGCUGGUUGAAGACAUCACAAAUUUCCAGGGCAGACAUUCUCCAGGCUUCUCCCGAGUGCAGCUCAGCGAACAAGCUUUCCUGAAGUAUAUUCACUCAUCAGAGACACUGACCCUGACGCUGAACCACAUAGCCGAGCAUUUGUUGGAGGCAGAUAUUAAACUCUUCAGGAAAUACUUUUGGGACAGAGCCUUUCUUCUCAAGGUUCUUGAAGAUCAAGAAGCCAGGCCAGAGGAAAGACAAGACAUGCCAUCCAGUGCUGCAGAAACUGAAGAAGAGAUUAAGAAUUUGGUGACCAGCGGAUCAUCACCUGAAAAGGAGGAUGUAAAGUGUGUGGAAAACUUGGUGGUUCAACCGAAUGACCACGAAGACCGGGACAGUCUAGAUUCGGAUCACUCUUUUGAUGUCUUCAAAAAAUCCAAGCAUUCCCCAACAUUCUUUGCUGCAGGCCGACUCUCUGGUGUGCUGAAUGGCGGUGAUGAAGUUUAUGCUAACUGUAUGGUGAUAGAUCAGGUUGGUGAUUUGGAUAUUAAUUACAUUAAUAUAGAAGGAAUCACUACAAACACCUGCCCUGAAUCCAUGGGUUCUACUCUGGGGCCUCAGAACUGCAAGCAUAUCAUUGCUGCCGAAACCAGCCAUGGAAAAUACCCACUAAGUGAGAACAAGGAAGUGACCUCAAAUACUGAAGCUCAGCAGUCCUUCCCAUCACCAUCUAGUUCAUAUGCUUCCAAUUUUAAUCUUUCCUUUGGUCAUCAUGGAUUUGAAAAGGAACAAAGUCAUCUGAAGAAAAGAAGUUCUAGCCUCGAUGCCCUGGAUGCCGACAGUGAAGGGGAAGGACAUUCCGAGCAGUCACACAUUUGCUACACUCCAGUGUCUCAGAGUUCCUCAAGAACUGGGAUUCCUAGUGGGGAUGAAUUGGACUCUCUUGAGACCACCACUGAACCAGAUUUUAGUAUCUCCAGGACAGAGUCCCUUUCUUUAUCAAGUAACCUGCAGUUGAAGGAAUCCUUGCUUUCUGGAGUCCGCUCACGUUCUUACUCCUGCUCAUCACCCAAAAUUUCUUUAGGAAAAACUCGGUUGGUGCGUGAUUUUACAGUGUGCCAUUCUAGUGAAGAGCAAAGAGCUUACAGCUUACCGGAGCCACCAAGAGAAAAAAGAAUUCAGGAAGAAGAAUGGGAUAAAUACAUUAUACCUGCCAAGUCAGAGUCUGAAAAAUACAAAGUGAGCCGAACUUUCAGCUUCCUCAUGAAUAGGAUGACAAGCCCUCGGAAUAAAUCUAAGACAAAAAGCAAGGAUGCCAAAGACAAAGAGAAACUGAGCCGCCAUCAGUUUGUCCCUGGAACAUUCUCUGGGGUUCUACAGUGUUCGGUUUGUGAUAAAACGCUCCUGGGGAAGGAGUCAUUCCAGUGUUCCAACUGUAAUGCAAACGUACACAAGGGUUGUAAGGACGCUGCCCCUCCGUGUACCAAGAAAUUCCAAGAGAAAUACAACAAGAACAAACCGCAGACCAUCCUUGGAAACUCUUCAUUUCGAGACAUCCCACAACCUGGUCUCUCGUUGCACCCUUCUUCCUCCAUGCCCAUUGGAUUGCCCAUCGGGAGAAAAGAAGCUUCGGCACAGGCCCAUCCUUUGUCUAGAAGUGUUCCAGGCACUGCCUUGGAAAGCUUCAGAAGGUCGGGGCCAACCCUGGAGUCUGAGAGUGAUGGGAACACCUGGAGAAGCAGGUCUCAUUCCGAUGAGCUGCUACAGUCCAUGGGCUCUUCUCCCUCCACGGAGUCCUUCUUAAUGGAAGAUGUCGUGGAUUCUUCUCUGUGGAGUGACCUCAGCAGUGACGCCCAGGAGCUGGAAGCAGAAUCUUGGAGUCUGGUGGUGGAUCCCUCAUUUUGCAGUAAGCAGGAGAAAGAUGUCAUCAAAAGACAAGAUGUCAUUUUUGAGCUGAUGCAAACAGAGAUGCAUCAUAUCCAGACCCUGCUCAUCAUGUCUGAGAUCUUCAGGAAAGGAAUGAAGGAGGAGCUGCAGCUUGAUCACAGCACCGUGGAUAAAAUCUUCCCCUGCUUAGAUGAGUUACUUGAAAUCCAUAGGCAUUUCUUUUAUAAUAUGAAGGAGCGAAGGCAGGAGUCCUGUGCUGGUGAUGACAGGAAUUUCGUCAUCAACCGAAUUGGAGAUAUUCUAGUGCAGCAGUUUUCAGAAGAAAAUGCAAAUCAAAUGAAGAAAAUAUAUGGAGAAUUCUGUAGCCAUCACAAAGAAGCUGUUAACCUCUUUAAAGAACUCCAGCAAAAUAAAAAGUUUCAGAAUUUUAUUAAGCUUCGAAAUAAUAAUCUUUUGGCUCGACGCCGAGGAAUUCCAGAAUGCAUUCUGCUAGUCACUCAGCGCAUCACAAAAUACCCUGUCCUGGUGGAAAGGAUUUUGCAGUACACAAAGGAAAGAAGUGAAGAACAUAAAGACUUGUGCAAAGCUCUGUGCUUAAUUAAAGACAUGAUUGCAGCAGUGGAUUUAAAAGUCAACGAGUAUGAGAAAAAUCAAAAAUGGCUUGAGAUCCUAAAUAAGAUCGAAAACAAAACCUACACAAAGCUCAAAAAUGGCCAUGUGUUUAGGAAGCAAGCACUGAUAAGUAAAGAAAGGACUCUCUUACAUGAUGGCCUUGUUUACUGGAAAACUGCUACGGGUCGAUUCAAAGAUAUCCUGGCUCUACUUCUAACUGAUGUGCUGCUCUUUUUACAAGAAAAAGACCAGAAAUACAUCUUUGCUGCUGUUGAUCAGAAGCCAUCGGUUAUUUCUCUUCAGAAGCUUAUUGCUAGAGAAGUUGCUAAUGAGGAAAGAGGCAUGUUUCUGAUCAGUGCUUCAUCUGCUGGUCCUGAGAUGUAUGAAAUUCAUACCAACUCCAAGGAGGAACGAAAUAACUGGAUGAGACGAAUCCAACAGGCAGUAGAAAGUUGCCCAGAAGAAGAAGGGGGAAGGACAAGCGAAUCUGAUGAAGAGAGGCGGAAAGCUGAAGCAAGAGUGGCCAAAAUUCAGCAAUGUCAAGAAAUACUCAGUAACCAAGACCAACAAAUUUGCACAUAUUUGGAGGAGAAGCUGCAUAUCUAUGCUGAACUUGGAGAAUUGAGUGGAUUUGAGGAUGUCCAUCUAGAGCCCCACCUCCUCAUUAAACCUGACCCAGGAGAGCCUCCCCAGGCAGCCUCAUUACUAGCAGCAGCACUGAAAGAAGCCGAGAGCCUCCAAGUUGCAGUGAAGGCCUCACAAAUGGGCGAUGCCUGUCAGUCAUCCGGGGAAGGUUCUGGAGAAUCUGCCUUGACGGAUAUGCAGAGUGCCCCCGGAGAGCCAGGAUCCUCUCCAGCUUAGAAUUCUGGAGAUCUGAAACUGAAUAAGGAACAGAGGAACCUGAUUACUUGGCUCACCAUCAGCUUCUUCGCCCAUUUGAUGGUCCUUAUUGCCAUGGAGUCGGGAGGAAGGAGAGGGAGAGAAUGGCUAAUUCUUUGGUAAUGCCUUGGGUAUCUCUCUAAGAAGUGAGUAUAAUGCCCAGUAGUGAAACCAUUUUUUGAGUGGCAGAUAAAUUUCGAUAAAAUGUCCCUUCACUAUGAGUGAAAAGCAUUUGACCGCCUUGGGCAAAAUGAACUUAAUUUUUAGCUGAUAUAAUUUGAAGCGGUUUCCACUUAAACAAAAAAUUCUUUGUAAUAGAAGUAGCUUUUGGAGUCCUAGAGGACUUCCAUUUAAGAAGGAGAAAAAGUAUUUCCUCUAUCAGUAAUAAAGUUUCAAGAUGGCACUGUGUGUCACAAAGUGAAUAGUUCACCAGGGCCCCAUUUGGACAUGGUUCCAAUGUAAGUCUGUGUGUGUGAAAGUCUAGUUUAAGUCAGCGUAAGGUGAGCAUAGUAUAAGUUUUAACUGAGUUCACAUGGGCAAAGAAAUAAAAUCGCACCAGCAGAGAUUUAAUGGAUGGAGUGAAAUCUGUGUUUCUUUUUUUUUUUUUAAAGAUUUUAUUUACUUAUUUGAGAGAGAGAGAAUUAGAGAGAGAGAGCACAUGAGGGGGGGAGGGUCAGAGAGCGAAGCAGACUCCCCGCUGAGCAGGGAGCCCGAUGCGGGACUCGAUCCCGGGACUCCAGGAUCAUGACCUGAGCCGAAGGCAGUCGCUUAACCAACUGAGCCACCCAGGAGCCCCAAUCUGUGUUUCUUAAAAAUAUAUCUGGAUUUAGAAAUAUUUCUGUGUUUCAUAGGUUAAAUAUACAGUAUUUACAGUUGUGAGUCUAGAGUAUAAGCAAGUAUUGUGAGAAAAAAAAAAACACUUGGAAAUCGUUUUUAAAAAGUUAUUUGGAGACAGGGACGGGUUCCUCUUUGUACAGCUGUGAGCUCAUGAAGUACUAGCCAUCUUGACCCUGCUUAGAAAGAUGUCUCCCUCCCGUUGUUGGAUUCCUCCUCGUAAACCUUGUUUAUGGUCUGCUGCCCUUACAUUGGCCACCAAGGAGCCUAUCACCGAGCUGUCUGCUCAGACCUGGGUCGACCAGCCCCUGCUUUCGUUGUACAGUGCCUCUUUUCAAUUUCCUUCUUGGCAGUGGCUUUUUCCUAGUAAGCGCAAGUGAGAUGUAGAACCCACCCUCUCGGUAUCGCCAACAUCACAUGAGCACCUCUCUGCGGGAAAGAAAACUUAAAAGAUGGGUGGUAAUUGACGCCAUUUGUCAGUUUGGUAUCUCUUAGCAUGUAAGCUCCCUGAGGGCAGGGACUCUGUGCUUUGCACUGUUUUGGCCCCUCGAAUGAGGGUAUGUAAUACGUGUGUUUUUGUGUUUCUUAUUUUGAAAUACCUGUCAGCUGUGUACACGAGAACCCCGUGCGCUGGCUGAUGUUUGAUGAUGUCCUUUCUGUUUCUGUCUCA
Messenger RNA from Mirounga angustirostris (Northern elephant seal), 5830 nucleotides. RefSeq names its product Rho guanine nucleotide exchange factor 28 (gene ARHGEF28). Gene Ontology annotation, molecular function: guanyl-nucleotide exchange factor activity. The transcript is spliced from 31 exons. NCBI's taxonomy places the organism in Eukaryota, Metazoa, Chordata, Mammalia, Carnivora, Phocidae. Gene Ontology annotation, biological process: cell morphogenesis; regulation of Rho protein signal transduction. The record is from RefSeq and is a predicted model, not a curated record. The coding region runs from base 16 to 4308 and encodes 1430 amino acids.